Molecule: messenger RNA, 696 nt
Organism: Caretta caretta (loggerhead turtle)
Lineage: Eukaryota; Metazoa; Chordata; Testudines; Cheloniidae
Gene: S100A2
Product: S100 calcium binding protein A2
Molecular function (GO): calcium-dependent protein binding; calcium ion binding; transition metal ion binding
Source: RefSeq, a predicted model, not a curated record
GGCACCCAGUCUUGAUUCAGUGACUCCAGGGGACAGAGACCCCAUCAUAGUGGGUUAAAAGUUUGUGCCGUAUUUCUAGGCUGAACGUAUCGAGCCUCGGCUCCAGCCAUUGGAUCCUGUGAUGCCUUGUUGUAUUAAAGCAGUGCCCGCCUGCUCUCAGAAAUCUCUUCCCCACGCGCGUACUCGCAGAGCGGGAUCACCUCACCUCCGAACCAGCUCUUGGCUAAAGGGACGGAGCGCCAUUCAGCUCACACUGCAAGGCGGGUUUUACAUCAUUCCGGUAGCUCUUUUCUGCCCCCUCUCAGAUCUGCUGGUGGCGGGAUGGCGUCUCCGCUGGAACAGGCCCUCGCGGUGCUGGUGGGCACCUUCCACAAGUAUUCUGGCAAGGAGGGGGACAAGUACAAGCUCAGCAAGGCAGAGAUGAAGGAAUUGCUCCUCACGGAGCUGCCCAGCUUUGUCGGGGACCAGGUGGACGAAAGUGACCUGAAGAAGCUGAUGGGGAAUCUGGAUGCCAACGGGGACGAGGAGCUGGAUUUCCAGGAGUACGUGGUGUUCCUGGCCCUCACCGCCGAGCUGUGCGACGAGUUCUUCCGGGAGUGUGCCGACGAGAGGAACCGGAAGAUCUGAACCUGGAGCUGCCUGCCUGGCCGCUGUGUGUGUACGCAUGUGUUGGGGUCAGCACACAGUAAAGAUGCU